This is a messenger RNA of Prunus armeniaca (apricot), 837 nucleotides long. The record is from the annotation of a GenBank genome assembly. Lineage: Eukaryota; Viridiplantae; Streptophyta; Magnoliopsida; Rosales; Rosaceae.
AUGAGAGGGUUACGAAGAUUAGUUGGACGAAGUCUUUCAUCUCAGAGAGGAUGCGAAGCUUCUGGACAAUUUCAUGGCUUCCGAUUCAUCUCUCGCCGGACCUAUUUCCUAUCUGCUUAUUCACCUGCCACGACGUCGUAUCUGGGUCACCAUAACUCCCCCUUUUCGUCUUCUGAAUCUCCUUUCACUUCUAUGAAAUGGGGCUUUCUCGGUGGGCAGAAGAGAAGCAUGUUUAUUCAAACUCAAUCCACACCCAACCCUGCAUCUCUCAUGUUUUAUCCAGGGAAGCCUGUUAUGGAAGUUGGCAGUGCCGACUUUCCGAAUGCCCGUUCGGCCAUGAAUUCACCACUGGCCAAAGCCCUUUAUGGAAUUGAUGGAAUUACUCGAGUGUUUUAUGGAUCAGAUUUUGUUACUGUAACAAAGUCAGAAGAUACUUCUUGGGAUCUUUUGAAGCCUGAAAUCUUUGCAGCAAUCAUGGACUUCUAUUCUUCUGGGCAGUCACUCUUUCUAGACUCAAAAACUGCAUCAGCGAUGGACACUGCUAUUCAAGAAGAUGAUUCAGAAAUUGUUGCAAUGAUCAAAGAAUUGUUGGAGACUCGCAUCCGACCAGCAGUGCAAGAUGAUGGUGGCGACAUUGAGUAUAGGGGAUUUGAUCCAGAAACUGGAAUAGUUAAAUUGAGAAUGCAAGGAGCAUGCAGUGGCUGCCCAAGCUCAUCAGUCACCCUGAAAUCUGGCAUUGAAAAUAUGCUAAUGCAUUAUGUACCUGAGGUCAAAAGUGUAGAACAAGAACACGAUGCUGAUGAUGAAGGAGCAGCACUAACAAGUCAGAUGGAAUAG